Brachypodium distachyon (stiff brome) is the source of this 2242-nucleotide messenger RNA. Its product is annotated as NLR family CARD domain-containing protein 3. The coding region runs from base 101 to 1945 and encodes 614 amino acids. Gene Ontology annotation, molecular function: small GTPase binding; GTPase activator activity. NCBI's taxonomy places the organism in Eukaryota, Viridiplantae, Streptophyta, Magnoliopsida, Poales, Poaceae. Gene Ontology annotation, biological process: nucleocytoplasmic transport; activation of GTPase activity. The transcript has 17 exons. The record is from RefSeq and is a predicted model, not a curated record. Gene Ontology annotation, cellular component: perinuclear region of cytoplasm; nucleus; cytosol.
UACCCUUCACCCUGAACGAAAGCAUCUCCCCUCCCAAAACCCCCUCCUUGUCUCCUCCUGACCUUCUCAUCCGGCCUCCGGCCGACACCAUCCGCAUCCGAUGGAGUCCUCCCUCCUCCUCUCUUCCUCCCGCCCCCUCAAGCCGUCCCUGCUCGCUCCCUCCUCUCGCGCCUAUCGCCGCCACGCCUGCUUCGGCUCGAGCCCGCUGUCUCGAUGCCUCCUCCCGUCCCCGCCGCCGCGGGCCCGCCGGUGGACCAUGGCGCCGCGCGCCGUGUCUGAGGUGUUCGACGGAAUUCACAGCCAGCACAAUCCGCCCGGGGUCGGACGCGGAGGCGCGCGCCGGAAAGCCUACCGCGAGGUCCAAGGGGAGCCCGCCGCCCCUCCCCUGGCGGUGCCAGCGAGGGGCGUCACUGGCUACAUCGUCCCGGCCGGAGCGCUGCUCGCGCUGAGCUUUGUCGUAUGGAGGGUGGUUCUGAAUUUUCUCCCCGGGAAGAAAAAGGACCGGACUUCUGCAGAACCUACAUCUUCUGGGAUCAUGUGGUCCUUUGCUGCUGGUUCCAAUUUGUCAACAUCUACGAGCUUUAAAGCUGAAAAGGAGUCGAAGAAAAAUCUGAACAGGUUCUACAAGGAACUUAGGACUCUGAAAAACGUUAACAUGGCAGGCCGUCAAUUUGGGGAUGAGGGUCUAUUCUUUCUAGCAGAAAGCUUAGCCUAUAACAAGAGUGCAGAAGAGGUGGACUUUUCUGGCAAUGCGAUAACAGCUGUGGGAAUAGAAGCCUUUGAUGGCAUUCUUCAGAUAAACACAGCUCUAAAAACUCUCAAUUUAUCUGGAAAUGCUAUUGGAGAUGAAGGAGCUAAGUGUCUUUCAGGUAUAUUGGUAGAAAACGUAGGUAUUCAGAAGCUCCUGCUGAACAGUACCAAUAUUGGAGAUGAGGGGGCAAAAGCAAUUUCAGAUAUGCUGAAAAAGAACAAAACAAUACGUAUUGUACAGCUCAGCAACAAUGUUAUAGAAUACAGUGGUUUUGCAAGUAUUGCAGAAGCACUUCUGGAGAAUAAUGCGCUAAGAAGCUUGUAUCUGAAUGGCAACUAUGGUGGUCCUCUCGGUGCAUCCAGCCUAGCAAAAGGAGUUGUCGGGAACAAAUCUCUAAGGGAACUUCACUUACAUGGAAAUGGGUUUGUGAACGAAGGGUUACGUGUGUUGAUGUCUGCGUUAUCUUCUCACAAAGGCAAGAUCACGGUCUUGGAUAUUGGCAACAACAACAUUACAUCAGAAGGUUCUCUUUAUGUUGCUGACUUCAUCAAAAGGACAAAGUCUCUACGAUGGCUCAGUCUGUACAUGAAUGAUGUCGGCGAUGAGGGAGCAGAAAAGGUUGCAGAUGCUCUGAAACAGAACCAAACAAUUUCUACUAUGGACUUUGGUGGUAAUAACAUUCAUUCUAGAGGGGUAACUGCAAUAGCUGAGACUUUGAAAGAGAAUGCAGUGCUGACAACACUGGAGUUGAGUUAUAAUCCAAUUGGACCAGAGGGGGUAAAGGCUUUGUGCGAUGUUCUCAAGUUUGACGGCAAACUCCAGACCCUUAAGCUUGGUUGGUGCCAGAUAGGUGUAUCAGGGGCAGAGUUCAUUGCCGAUUGUUUGAAGUGUAAUACAACAUUGUCUACAUUGGAUUUGCGGGCAAAUGGACUUGGAGAUGAUGGUGCUAUCUGUUUGGCACGAAGUUUAAAGACAAUAAAUGAGUCCUUGAAAUCACUUGACCUGGGUUUUAAUGAGAUUAGAGACGAUGGGGCAUUUGCAUUAGCGCAAGCACUUAAGGCUAAUGAAGAUCUUGCAAUCACAUCGUUAAAUCUUGCAAACAACUUCUUCGGUAAAUUUGGACAGGUUGCUCUAACGGAGGCACGGGAUCAUGUAUACGAGAUGAGCGAAAAGGAAAUAGAUAUUUAUUUUUAGUUACCAUCUUUUUCUCUUUGCACUGUAGCUGCUGCAAAAUGGUUUAGCUUCUGCCUGGAAGGCAUGCUUUUUGCACAAGGCCGCAUAAUGGAGGCUUUUGGGCAUUAUUCAAGUAGAGCAAAGAAAUUGGGGGGAAGAGCAUGGUUUAUGCUUGUCAUACGAAAUUUUGGUAAACUACUUGACUGUGUAGUUUAGUCACUCAGCUGUUUAUAUGCAAUCUUUUCCGAAAAAACUGAUCUUGAAUUAGCAUUCAUAAUUUCAUAUCGACUGUAAUAGCCAAUAUGCUCUUUUCUGGUC